This is a messenger RNA of Striga asiatica, 363 nucleotides long. Lineage: Eukaryota; Viridiplantae; Streptophyta; Magnoliopsida; Lamiales; Orobanchaceae. The record is from the annotation of a GenBank genome assembly.
AUGGAUCAUCGACCCAUUCUAUACAGGCCAUACCUCAGCUUCUUCCUAUUGCUUCAUGGGUGGCUGGGAAGAAGAUUGCUUGAGGGUUGGGUCAUUUGGUGGAUAAAUGAUGUUGAAAAGGUGGCAAUACUCGCCUAUGGCGGUCGACCCAUACUCUGUCGACACCUGUUCAAGGCGGCGAACUUCUUCGAUUGGAGUUUCUCAUCUGCCGCCGCAUCUGUUUCUAACCUAAUUCGUGCCAACGUCUUUCCUGGCGACGGAAUUGGGCCUCACAUUGCCAAAUUCGUCAAACAGCAUGGAGGUAUGGAUGGUUCAUGGAUUGAUCUUGCAGCUGAUGCUUCACAAUUUGAUGAGUCCACCUAA